Messenger RNA from Elephantulus edwardii (Cape elephant shrew), 486 nucleotides. RefSeq names its product troponin C type 1 (slow) (gene TNNC1). Gene Ontology annotation, molecular function: calcium ion binding. Gene Ontology annotation, cellular component: myosin II complex. The record is from RefSeq and is a predicted model, not a curated record. The transcript has 6 exons. Bases 1 to 486 code for a protein of 161 amino acids. Lineage: Eukaryota; Metazoa; Chordata; Mammalia; Macroscelidea; Macroscelididae.
AUGGAUGACAUCUACAAGGCCGCGGUAGAACAGCUGACAGAAGAACAGAAAAAUGAGUUCAAGGCAGCCUUUGACAUCUUCGUGCUGGGCGCUGAGGAUGGCUGCAUCAGCACCAAGGAGCUGGGCAAGGUGAUGAGGAUGCUGGGCCAGAACCCCACGCCCGAGGAGCUGCAGGAAAUGAUUGACGAGGUGGAUGAAGAUGGCAGCGGCACAGUGGACUUCGAUGAGUUCUUGGUGAUGAUGGUUCGGUGCAUGAAGGAUGACAGCAAAGGGAAGUCUGAGGAGGAGCUGUCUGAUCUCUUCCGCAUGUUUGACAAGAAUGCGGAUGGCUACAUUGACCUGGAGGAGCUGAAGAUGAUGCUGCAGGCCACAGGUGAGACCAUCACAGAGGAUGACAUUGAGGAGCUCAUGAAGGACGGGGACAAAAACAAUGAUGGCCGCAUUGACUACGACGAGUUCCUGGAGUUCAUGAAGGGCGUGGAGUAG